AUGUUUCAUAUCGCUUUGUUGCUGCUAAUCGGCCAAGUGUUCUUGCUUAUUGGCCUUGGCAGCGCGAUAGUGAAAUUCUUUAUGGAUUUCACCUUGAAGUACAUGCGCCCGGAGGAUCUUGGAAUUCCGGAGGAUGACGACGAUGGCGACGACGUGAAAGCUGACUUUGUUGACGAAAUGACCUCUGACGAAGACCCCGACUUUAACGAAGACCUCGACAGUAAAGUGGAAAUGUAUGAAGAAGAGAAGUUAGCCAGUGAGGACGAAAACUUUAGUCUAAAGACUGAUGACUACGUCUUAAAACUUGAGAAAGAGGAUUCUGAAAAGUCUCGCAUGAUAGAAGAACUGAAAGAGAAAAUAGAAGCCCUGACAGAAGACAGGGAAAAGAUGGAGCGAGCCACACGAGACUUGGAACGACUGCUCGAAGAGAAGGAGAUGAUGAUCCAUUUGAUGCCAGCUGAAAUGGACAUACUCCAAAAAGAAAUAGCUGCAAAGACGGAAGAGACCGAAAAGCUACGAGAGGAGAACGAAGAUAAAAACUCAACUAUAACCAUCCUGGAGAACACGGUCGUAGUUCUCGAUAUGGAGAAGGAGACCUUGCAUCGGGAUUUGAGUAAAAUGGAAGAUGACAGAAAUCUGUUAAAUGUUCAGCUGAACAAGCAGAAGGAGGACUUGCAAAGACUCCGAGAAGAGAAUCGGAGGAAACAGAAGGACAUCGAGGUUCUUCAGAAGGAAAAUGAGCUAAGGAACCUAAAGAUUAAUGGCUUAGAAAAUGAAAUAGAAGAAUGCAAGCUUCAAAAACAGAGGGCUGACGAAAAUUGGCAACAACUGCAACAAUGUAAAGCAGAAUUAGCCGAGAGAAAGGAGGAGCUCAAAGAGCUCAAAGAACAUAAUGUCCAAAAGGACAAAGAAAUCCUGAGACUGGGAAGUGAAUGCUCCCAGAUGCAAGAAGAUAUCAUCUGUCUCUUAAAAAUGGUUAAAAUUGUUGCUGCAGAAAAGGGAAAAAGAAAGGAGCUGAGUGAGAUGAAGAGGAGGAAAGUCCAACUCGAAUUCGAACUCGCUGAGAUGAAGGAGGAACAGGAGACGAUUGAGUUUGAAAAGAUGGAGGCAAUCGUGGAAAUUGAAAGACUCCAAGAAGAGAACGUUGCAAAGGAUCACAAGAUCAGAUCCUUAGAAGAGCAAUUCAGAUUUCUUAAAAUGAUGCCGAACGAACAGCCUGUACUACAAACGACAGGUGAAAUGAAAGUCUCUCGAUAA
This is a messenger RNA of Macrobrachium nipponense, 1257 nucleotides long. RefSeq names its product chromosome partition protein Smc-like. The record is from RefSeq and is a predicted model, not a curated record. The coding region runs from base 1 to 1257 and encodes 418 amino acids. Lineage: Eukaryota; Metazoa; Arthropoda; Malacostraca; Decapoda; Palaemonidae. The transcript has a single exon.